AUGUCCGAAUCUGCAAGACAGUUCGCGUUGCAGAUCACGGAUAUUCUGGAGGAAAUUGUCGAGCACCUUGCACCAGGCAAAGAGUGCACAUCCGGAGACCAGCAGCAGGAUGUUUCUGCUCUCACCCGGGUCUCUAAAGCGUUCCACAUCCCCGCCACUAACGCGCUCUGGGCUCGGCUCCCUUCCUUGCAUCCUCUCCUACUACUCCUUCCGGAAUACGACAGACUGUAUCAAGCCCAUUGUAAAGACAAGCCAUUUAACAGACUGACAAGCGUGCGUCUCUCUGAGCCCAUCAGCCCGGAAAUAUGGGCACGCUUCCGCGAUCGCGCGGUCCUCGUUCGUAGGCUUGCGGCAGGUUAUGACACCCUCAGUAUUUCGCGCCUCGCACGCCAGACCUUGGCGCGUCUCUCUUCUCUCGACGGAGGCGCUGGGCCACUCCUCCCCUCCCUGCAGGCAAUCAUAUCAUGGCGGUCUAUGGAGACAUGCGAAGACCUUGUGCCCCUGGCUUCUCCUUUGCUACGGGUACUCUCUCUUCGUCAUGUUGGGACCGAGGACGACGAUAGGGCGGACGGCGACUACGCAGAAGACGAUGAAUCUGGAAGUAUAGGUGAAGCGAAAAUCGACCUCGAUGAAGCGCAACACGAUAACGUAGACCAGUGGCCACUUACUAUACAGAACAUGUUCGCAAACGCUCCGGGGCUCACCAAGCUGGACUUGAACGACAGCAACGGCGAACUCUUCGCCCGGGUUGCCCCUGAAGCGUUCUACCAACUCAGGACAUUGCGGUUUUUUGUGAACCAAGCAUCGGAUAUGGCCCCGGACGAGUUGUACCCCACCGCUGAAGCACUUCGAGCACUCUCGACCCUGCCCGUACUCCAACAUCUUCGGAUGGAGCUCGACGUGGAUCGCUAUGAUCUCGAAUUUGUGGGGUUCCCAUCACUCGCUGAGCUGGCUAUCGUCGACUGUGGACGCGGCGACACUGCAUGGUUCCUCACGAGGUGCUCUUCGCCCCACUUGCAUACACUCACCAUCAACCUGACGAACCUGUACUUCCACCUCUUUCGGUGGGAGCACCUACUACCUCUGUGCUCCGCCAUCGCUGGAAGUGCGCCCCAGCUGUGCGACCUGAGCCUAUCUUUCCGCCACUUCCACAGCAGUCCUGAAUUGUCGCCCGAUAUGCUCCUCACGGCGGCGCGCCCACUCUUGGCCCUUCGCGACCUCACCGACCUAUCCCUCUGGUUCGAUCACGGGGAAAUCAUACUGUCGGAUGCGGUCCUGGAGUCGUUCGCGGAGGCCUGGCCCGCACUCGUCAGUCUCAGAAUCUGCUUCCGCAUGCUGCGGCAAAGCGUCCGACCCGGCGCUCCCCCCAUCGAGUGCCCGAUAACCGUCACCCUACGCUGCUUCCGUGCCUUCGCCAGACACUGCCCGCACCUGAAGAGCCUGCACAUCCCGCACCUGUACGUCACGGUUGAUGACUGCGCGGACGAUACGGACGGGGAUGGCUCCGAACACGCGCCAGACCACCGGCUCCUGGAGCUGGCUGUGUGCCGCGCGUACAUCGAUAUCAUGGAGUCAGGUGCACGGUGGUGCGCUUGGGCACUCAACCGCAUCUUCCCGCACCUCGACGUCAACGGCUCUCGCGACCUGUAUGUGCGUCGAUCGCACAGCGGCCAACAUCUGUUACGAGAGAAUAUCCGGGCAGACGAGCCCUUUGUCGAAGCCUGGCUGAGCAUGUUGGAUGCUCUCGAAGGAUACCAAACAUUCGUGCCGGACGUACCAGAGUCCAGCUCCCUUGACGAUCUGCAGUGCGACUCGUCGGGUGAGUGA
This is a messenger RNA of Trametes versicolor FP-101664 SS1, 1827 nucleotides long. RefSeq lists its product as uncharacterized. The coding region runs from base 1 to 1827 and encodes 608 amino acids. The record is from RefSeq and is a predicted model, not a curated record. Lineage: Eukaryota; Fungi; Basidiomycota; Agaricomycetes; Polyporales; Polyporaceae. The transcript has 2 exons.